GUAUGAAAUUCAUGAAAUUAUAUACGAGUAAAAGAAAAAACAAAAAAAAAUAAGAAAUACCUCUGAAUUUCGUAAUGGACAAAUAGGAAGAAGAACUAGAGUGAUUUGACCCAAGAUGUUCAAAUCGUAAGAAGAAGCUUGACGAUCAAGCUCAGCAGUAGAUAUUGAUUUCAAAUUUGGGAGAGAAAAGGGGAUAAAGAGAUGAAGAAUUUGAAAUGGCGGGCAAUGAGAACAAACUGUUAUUACAGUUCCUGGAAUCUGGCAUUUACAAAUUCCCUGCUUCAAAUACAUUUUUCAUAGAUCCUGUUCGACUUCUUAAUCGAAACUACACCAAUUUUAGGGUUUCUCCUUGUUCGUAUUAUUCUCGUUUCUUCAAUUUCAGUUCCUCUAUUGAAGAACAAAAUCUAAAAGAAAAAGAUGAUGGAUAUUUGGUUACUACAAAUUGCGGAAAGAGAAAACGUUAUCGAAAGAACAAAAACAAACAGAAAUGCUAUUCUCUUAACGAGAAAGAAUUACUUGCGGAUAAUCGACAUCAGGAAAUUACGGGUUUAUUAGUAAACGCACAUGAAGAACUGGUGAGAGAUAAGGAGCUUUUGGAUGUAAUUUGUGAGCUGAAGAAUGAAAAUGAGGGAUGGGAACGUUGUGUUGAAUAUAAUUGUGGUGAAGUUAAAGAAUGGGAAGAAUUUUCAUUGAUUGAGCUUGGGAAAGUUUGGCAAGCUCCUUUUUAUGAAAUUACUCUUCAUUUUACAAAAGAUAAUGAAGAGGUUCGAGCUAAUGGAGGUUCUCUUGACAUUAAGCAUGACGAUAUAAGAUUAUUCCCAAUAUUCAAUACCUUAGUUUCAAAUGAGACAGACAACAAUAUGAUGGCAGAAUUCCAGACAACUCAAUAUAUUUUACCAAAAAAAAGCUGCUUCUUUAUGUCUGAACUGGAGCAGAUUCACACCAUUGUUCCUGCUGAUUCAGAAUGCGGGUUUAAUUUUAUAAUGAUUGAUCCACCAUGGGAGAACAGAAGUGCCUAUCAGAAGUCCAAGUACCCUACGUUACCGAAUCGACACUUUUUAUCAAUUCCAAUAAAGAAACUUGCUCAUACAAGUGGAGCACUUGUAGCCUUAUGGGUGACAAAUCGGGAAAAAUUGCGUAAUUUUGUUGAGAAUGAACUAUUUCCAGCCUGGGGAGUCAAAUUUGUAGCUACAUUGUAUUGGCUGAAAGUCAAAGCUAAUGGAUCUUUAAUUUGUAAUUUAAACCUCUUUCAUCACAGACCAUAUGAGUGCCUUCUUCUUGGAUACACUGGCGGAGAAGUGAUGACCAUGGAAAAGGCUUUAAAAGAUCAAGUAGUGAUGUCCAUUCCUGGCGACUACUCGAGAAAACCACCACUGGGAGAUUUGCUCAUGCAGUACGUGCCAGGGCCCAGACCUGCUCAUUGCAUUGAGCUGUUUGCUAGAGAAAUGCUGUCUGGAUGGACAUCUUGGGGUAAUGAACCUCUUCACUUUCAGGAGAUGAGAUAUUUUUCAAGAAAGAUAACCGGACAAUGUACAAAUUAAAAGAUCAGCCUCUGCACUACAUUUUGCAACAUUACAUAUUGAAGUAUGAUGUUACUCUCAAAAGAUGUUCAAGAAAAGGAUCACAUCUUCUGAUUGGGUCCUCGGCCGAUGAAUCACAAAGAUCAGCAGCAAAACGGUCGAAAAAAAAUAAAAUAUUGUUUAGUUUUGCGUUUUCAAAUAAGACGUUUCUGCUCAAAAGAUGUUGCUGAUAGCCAGAAGUGACGAUUUUUGUUUCAUUAUCAGUAAUUAUGAUGAAUUGCUACAUAUUAACUGA
Molecule: messenger RNA, 1815 nt
Organism: Amaranthus tricolor (Joseph's coat)
Lineage: Eukaryota; Viridiplantae; Streptophyta; Magnoliopsida; Caryophyllales; Amaranthaceae
Product: methyltransferase-like protein 2
Exons: 9
Coding region: 216-1541 (441 amino acids)
Cellular component (GO): nucleus; RNA N6-methyladenosine methyltransferase complex
Molecular function (GO): methyltransferase activity
Source: RefSeq, a predicted model, not a curated record